CAACUAGAUUGGAUAUUUAAAGUAGUUUCAACGAAAUUAGCUCGUUUAAUCAACUAUAAUAUUUUCGAAAGUUUAGCAGAAGUGUUAAUUUUAUUUGAUCCGUAUAAUGGGUGAUCAAGAAGUAUUAAGUUCAAAUGAUAUCGAAUUUUUAAAAGCAAUUUCGAUAAAAUUUACAAAUGAUAUUUUAUGUGAUGUAUUAAAAAACUAUGCUGAAACCGAUAAUGUUCAGUUAAAAGGUAUAAAUUUAGGAGCGAAUAAUUUUAAGAAAGGCGAUUCGUAUUUAUCAACUUUAAAUCGUUUUACGGUGAUUGGUACUGUUAAAGAUUCUAGUGGAGAUCGAGUGAUUGAAGCUCCAGUUGUAGUAAAAUCAAUACCGAAAAAUAUUGCAAGGAGAAAAACAUUCCGAUCUAACGAAUUUUUCGAAACCGAAAUAAACUUCUAUACAAAGGUUUGGUCGAGAUUACUGCAAUUCCAAAAAGAAAAAAAUAUUGUUGUCUGUAACAGUGUACCGAGAUGUUUGGCAGCAGUGUGUGAUGGAGAAAAUGAUAUUCUUGUAUUGCAAGACAUUUCUCCAGAAAAUUUCAAAGCACUUGGGCGAGAAUGUCGUAUUGAUUUAGAACAUUGCUUACUUGUGAUUCGGAUGUUUGCAUCAUUCCAUGCAGUAUCCUUUGCUUUUAAAGAUCAACAUCCUGAUGAAUAUGAAAAGAUCGCUGUUCAUUUAAAAGAAACCUAUUACGCCGAACGUUAUCGUAAUUGGUAUGGUACCUUUUUAAAAAAUUUGCUUGUUGUAUGGAUUGAUGCACUAGAAAAAGAAGUACCUGGUUCCAUAUAUGAAAAGAAAUUUAAAGAUCUUAUUGCGAAUGAUUUAUAUGGGCAAUUUAUUAAUUUGGUCGAAGAUAAGGGCAAAUAUGCCGUUGUCAGUGAAGGUGAUACUUGGUUACCAAACUUUAUGUUCCAAUACAUAGAUAAUAAACCAAAAGCAGUAUGCUUAGUUGAUUUUCAACUUGCCAGAAACAGUUCAUUUGUACUAGAUUUAUCAUUUUAUAUAUUUGCCUGUGUUGAUCCUUCAAUUAGACGCGAACAUUGGGAUACAAUUCUUACCGAAUAUCAUAAAACAUUUACAUCGGGUUUGGAAAAGUUAGGAUCCAAUCCUGGAUUAUUAACGUAUAAUGAUUUGAAAAAUGAAUUCGUUAAAUAUGGUAAAUUUGGUUUGGCCAUGUGUUUAGAAGCUGCACCAUUUUCAGUACUACCUGAUGAGGAAACUGCGGAUUUAGAUGCUAUGGAGGGUGACGAAGUAGUCGAUAUUGCAAGUGUUUGGAUAGUAAAUAAAAUUCCUCACCAAAAAGGACGAAUGGUUUUAGUAGAUAUAGUCAAGGAUCAAGUGGAUCUAGGUUUUAUAUAAAUUCGCAUUAUGGGAAAUAUAAAUUAGUUUUAAACGAUUUUAGUUUAAGGAGCGAAAAACAUUAAACAUUAUAUUAUAUUAUAAUUAAACAAGUAUUAAUCUGCUUUUGCUAUUAUUGUAUGGAUUAUUUUUCUAAUAUUUAUUUGUAUACGUUUCU
Molecule: messenger RNA, 1559 nt
Organism: Chrysoperla carnea
Lineage: Eukaryota; Metazoa; Arthropoda; Insecta; Neuroptera; Chrysopidae
Exons: 9
Coding region: 107-1402 (431 amino acids)
Source: RefSeq, a predicted model, not a curated record